AUGAAGAGUCUUCCGGCUUCAUUUGAUCCUCAAUGCCCUGCAGAAAAGGUUCGUGAACUUCUGGCCAAAGCUGAACGUAUUCUUCAUCCAAGUAAUGUAUACGUAUGUCGAUUGCGUACCGCUUUAUUUCACUUAACGGGAUCGUUGGACACAAAUAUCGGCAUGUUGCAUAAGCAGAUAUACGAAAAUUACAAAUUCUACAAAAGUUCUCAAGCAGAGAUAAACUGCUUCAGAUGUUUCCCGGAGGCAGAUCGUCAUGUUGGCUACCAGCUGCUCCACAUUGUCAAGGGUCUUAUUGAAAAUGGCAAGAGGAACGAGGUAUAUCGGCUUCAGAUUUAUCACUAA
This is a messenger RNA of Strongylus vulgaris, 345 nucleotides long. The record is from the annotation of a GenBank genome assembly. NCBI's taxonomy places the organism in Eukaryota, Metazoa, Nematoda, Chromadorea, Rhabditida, Strongylidae.